GUAAAAAUGAAGUGUUAUACUGUCAUAUCCUGUUCGAAGUGCACGAGAGUAUCUAGGGACCUAAUGCAAUGAUGCCACUGGGCUUUAAAAUGGCAGGGAGGCGGAAGUAUUGGUUAGUCACGCUAACCUGAAGGUUGGACAGUCGCCAAAACAUAAGUUUCGUCGUAAUAAUCGGCUAAAAUGCGCUUCUACUAGAACCCAGCGCUCGGCAUAACAUGGUCCUAGGUAAAGAUAUACUCAGCUCCCGAACAAGUUAAAAUAACAAGCCACGAGUAAGAAGAAAAGCUCCUAUGGGUUAUUCGCAAUGGCUUUCCCAGACCUACAACUCAGCCCGUGCCGUCAGCUGUACAAAAGGGGGUGAAAGGCUCCCAAUCACACAUUACUAUUACUCGAACGAUCUUUCUCAAAUCGCACGCACGACCCCCAGUUAUGACGUAUUGGUUUGUACAAAUAAUUUGCGAUUUGUAGCUUUUUGUUCUGCGUGUCCCUCUUUGUCGGUACAUAAACAACAGAAUAUAUGAAAUAUUUAAGUUAACAUAUAAUUCAGAAUCUCUUAUUGGAGUGAUAGUCUAUGGCCGAACUUUGUCCAAGACAGUGAUACUCUUGCCCUCCAUGAGCAAGACGUAGUGGCAUUUCGUGUAGGGGAUCAAGG
Molecule: messenger RNA, 652 nt
Organism: Truncatella angustata
Lineage: Eukaryota; Fungi; Ascomycota; Sordariomycetes; Amphisphaeriales; Sporocadaceae
Exons: 1
Coding region: 291-521 (76 amino acids)
Source: RefSeq, a predicted model, not a curated record